UCAAAAGUCCAGAGGCACCGUCCAGGGUGCAGGUAGCCGCUGGGCUGCGGGAUACCUGGACCCCAGGCCUUGGUGUGCGCUUCCCAGGACGGUGACAAGCUUCCCUAAGCUUCGGAUCUCGGAACUCUGGGAAUUCACGGCGCGAAAUCUCAGAACUUAAGGCAUCUGAUGGAAUUUUGGGUUCCAUUCUGAAGUUAUUUUGGAGGGUGAUCCGAGAAGCUCGAGAUGCUCUGGCCUUAUAACUUCCGGACCUUUGUCCUUUCUGGAGUGACUAUUUCCAAUCGACCCCGGCUCCGCUCGGUGGAGACAAUCCCAUCAAAGGCUGUCAGUCGGUUCAGUGGGAACUGUUAAAGGAAGCGUCAGCCCGCGAAACCGGGAGGGCUAUCCUGGUCAAAGCCGCCCGCAGCCCUGUUAUUGUUUGCCUCUACAUUUGCAUUUCUACCUUGCUGGACUGUUUCCGGUUUUUGUUUUUUAAUUGGAGCAGUUCACUCUUCAUGCAAUGAGAGGGAAGUAGAAAAAGCAAAUGUCUUUUAGAAUUCUUUCGGUUCCUGGUCGAGGUAGAAUGUUCACCCCCCCCCCAUUAUUUUAUUAUUAGUAUUUAAAUUCCUAGGCUGCCGAGUUAACCGCGUUUGGAAAAGAAGAGGUGUUUGUUUUGGUGCUAACCUGGGUCCCUCCCCUCUCAAAUGGCUUGCUCCACCCCUUGCAUGGCCCUGUAGGCGGGCGAUACCAUUGCACUGGACAAGGGUUGGAAAGUGCAGAGGGCAGGUUCUGGACAUUUUGGAGAUGGCUACAUUUGAGAACUAAAAUGGUGAAGGAGUGUAAAUACGGGUCGUUUGUGAGAAAGAAACUAACUUACGCUUCCAGCUUUUGGGCUAAACCAUUCUAAUUUCAGACGCGGACAGAACGUCGAGGAAGCGGAAGGGGCAGGCUUUGGAGGCAGGCAGCCCGAGACACCACGCUGCUUUCCAGGGAGCUAUGAUGGAGGAUUUGCCGUUAGAACUCGACGUGGACACUCCUCUUAGUCAAACAACAUUUUCAGAGCUGUGGAACCUGCUUCCUGACAAGGACCUGAGCUCAGUGCUGUGUCCCUCAGAAACCUUUACCGACUUCCUGGAUGAAACUUCAGAUGAAGCUUCCGAAAUGCUCACAGUUCCUGUACAAGCAGCACCAGUACCAGCUGCCCCUGCACCAGUCACUGCUUGGCCCCUGACGUCCACUGUCCCUUCCCAGCAGAAUUACCCAGGCAACUAUGGUUUCCGCCUAGGGUUCCUGCAAUCUGGGACAGCCAAAUCUGUAACUUGCACGUACUCCCCUGAACUCAACAAGCUGUUUUGCCAGCUGGCAAAGACGUGUCCUGUGCAACUGUGGGUUAAUUCGCCACCACCAAUGGGUAGCCAUGUUCGCGCCAUGGCCAUCUACAAGAAGUCAGAGCAUAUGACAGAGGUUGUGAGGCGCUGCCCCCACCAUGAGCGCUCGGACUGCAAUGAUGGUUUGGCUCCUCCUCAGCACCUCAUCCGGGUGGAAGGAAACAUGCAUGCCCAGUAUCUGGAUGAUGAGAAGACUUUCCGACAUAGUGUGGUGGUGCCCUAUGAGUUGCCUGAGGUCGGAUCCGAUUGUACCACUGUCCACUACAACUUCAUGUGUAACAGUUCCUGCAUGGGAGGCAUGAAUCGGCGGCCCAUAGUCACCAUCAUCACACUGGAAGACUCCAGUGGCAGUUUGUUGGGACGGGGCAGCUUUGAGGUUCGUGUCUGUGCCUGUCCUGGGAGAGAUCGUCGCACAGAGGAAGACAAUCUCCACAAGAAGGAGGAGUCUUGCCCCAAACCUCCUCGGAGCACUAAGCGAGCAUUGCCCACUGGCACCAACUCAUCUCCCCAACAAAAGAAGAAACCUCUGGAUGAAGAAUACUUUACUCUUCAGAUCCGUGGGCGCGAACGCUUUGAGAUGUUCCGACAACUAAAUGAAGCCUUGGAGCUGAAGGAUGCUCAUGAGGAGAAGGAGUCAGCGCCUCACUCCAGCCACCUGAAAUCCAAGAAGGGGAAAUCUACUUCCCUCUGUAAAAAGCUGUUGUUGAAGACAGAGGGGGUCGACUCAGAUUGAUAUCAUCUACUCUCUGUCCCCCUCCGACACCCCACCCUUGCCCCUCUUCUGUUGCAUUUAUUGGGCUUCAGCUUUAUUUUGCUUGAUACAGAUGUGCCUCAGAAAUGACUUUGGGGCACUACUAUAGAAGUUAGCCAGCACUUGUGUAUUUCUUUGUUUCGUUUUGUUUUUGGUGUAAGGUAUGGAUAGCUAAGAUUUUCUGGCUUAACUUGAAGGUUUUUUUUUUUUACCCUGAGAAACAUUUGGGAGAACUAGGAAGAUAAGAAAAGAUUUCUACACACAAGAAAUGAUUUAGGAAGGAUCUAGAAACAGCCAAACACUGCCUUGGCAGCCCCAUCCUCUACCACUUUGUCCAGGAAAGCUCAGGGAAGCUGUCUCAUGUUGUUGAAUUGCUCCUGGGUUUAGUGUCCAUGUUUAUAAAAUGCUGAGAGUCAUACCUAUCUCAUGGGACUUGCUGUGAGGAUCAAUGGAGUAAUAUAUGUCUGCCCCAAAGCCACCUUCUAUUACAUCAUGUCUGGGAUUGAUUGCCCUGGCGAGUGCUCUGUGCCCUCUGGUGGCUGGGUUGACAGCUUCUGUGGCUGGGCAGCUCUUAACAGGGUGGGAGUUUCCAGGUCUCUUCUCUGGCUUAGACAAACCCUGUUUUACUUCAGCUGGCUCCCAGGAGUAAUUCUUACUACAUCCCACAUCCUGGAGGGUUCUGUCUCUGUCUACCAAAAUGUUUCCUCUCCCCCCACAUGUGGUUUCUGCAAAGUGCAUCUGCAUUUUCAUCACCUACUCCCCUCCCCCCCCUUUUUUAAUCCUAUUUUUUAUACCAGUUUUCUUCUUUUACAAUAAAAGUUUUCUACCAUU
Erinaceus europaeus (western European hedgehog) is the source of this 2949-nucleotide messenger RNA. RefSeq names its product tumor protein p53 (gene TP53). The record is from RefSeq and is a predicted model, not a curated record. NCBI's taxonomy places the organism in Eukaryota, Metazoa, Chordata, Mammalia, Eulipotyphla, Erinaceidae. Gene Ontology annotation, molecular function: protein binding; RNA polymerase II cis-regulatory region sequence-specific DNA binding; DNA-binding transcription factor activity, RNA polymerase II-specific. Bases 976 to 2100 code for a protein of 374 amino acids. Gene Ontology annotation, biological process: regulation of transcription by RNA polymerase II; apoptotic process; protein tetramerization. Gene Ontology annotation, cellular component: nucleus. The transcript is spliced from 12 exons.